ACGAGUUUAAAGAAACUGGUAAACCAAUUUGUAAAUUAUGUCAAGUUCAACAUUGGUGUUGUUCAAUUGAUACUUGCACAAAUUGUUGUUUAUUAAAUAAAUAUAAUGAUAUUAUAUGUGAUUAUUGUAAAGUAAAUAAUAUUGAAUGUAAGCAAGUUGUACCAACAACUCAAGAAGCUUAUAAUAAAAUUAAAAAUGAUGAAUCUUAUAUUGGUUGGAAAUAUGAACCAACUGAUUCAGAACAAUUACAUGUACAGAUAUAUAUGCAAUUUUAUCCUGAUAAAAGAAAAACUUUAUUAGCAUAUAUGUUAAAGCCUUAUGAUCAUUGUAAGAAGCAUUCAGAUUGUUAUUGUGAUUAUUAUGACAUUAAUCACAGAUAUGAUAAAUGUGAUUCAAUAUGUGAACGAAAAAGUGCAUUUUGGGGAAGAGGUACUUUAUCAAAAGAAAUUACUGGUCUAUUUGAGUUUGGUGAAUUUAGAGAAAUUGAAAAGAAAUAUACUAAAAAGAGAAAACUAGAUAUAAACGAAUUGAAAGCUAAUGAACAUUCUGGCAGAAUAAAUAGUUCAGGAAAAUCUGGUUUAGUUACUAAACUAUUUUCUAGAGAUAAAAGAGAAUUAUAUGCUAAUAAACCAACAAAACAACAAAAUAAUUGGUAG
Messenger RNA from Racocetra persica, 656 nucleotides. Lineage: Eukaryota; Fungi; Glomeromycota; Glomeromycetes; Diversisporales; Gigasporaceae. The record is from the annotation of a GenBank genome assembly.